AUGUUCGCGCCCGAUCGCUGGGUUGAACCAUCCAAAUCUGCCCAGAUCGGACAUAUCCAGCAGCCCGAUACACGUCUCAGCCAGCUACAUCGCCCUCUUUUCAACACGACGCCUCUUCACCAGGGGGCUGAUCCUGUGCUUCUUAUCAAUACCCCGGCCCCCGCUCCAAACGUGGAUGAAGUAUUCGAAUACGCCGCGCCCGUGUCAUUGCUGCCAGUCAACGACAAGGAACUGGUCGGGUACACUGCAAGAAUCGAUCUCCCUCCCGUCCGACUCGGGAAAGGAACUGAGCAUGAUUUGCUCAUGGUACUGCCGCUUGUCGAAAACAAGGAAGAUCCUGUUCUUGCAAUCAAUACCCCAACUCCCGUUCCCGACGCGGAGGAAUUGUUCGAGGACACUGUGCUCGUGCUCGUGCUGCCGACUACUGACGAUGAGGUCACCCCUGCUCGUAAGACAAAGAGUCAGCUAAAGAGGCAUAGGAGACGAGGACGGGAAGCAGCUGAUUCGGAGAAGAUGGCCGCCCUUGCUUUAUCGUUGGUGGAGAUUGGCUCCCUCCUCCCCAUCGAGCCUCAAGUCAUGGAUUGCGAACGUCUCAUCGCUUCUUUGGGCGCUGACGAUUCCGACCCUGGACUCGACUCUGUUCUGGACAAGAAGAAGUACUGGCGAGAGCGGUAUGACAAAGAGCCCCCAGCGCGACGAGACGACUUCCGUCGUCUCUCGAUCGACGCACUCCUACUUGCCAGCCCUCGAGCACUCCCUACCGAUGGAGCCCGCACCGAGCAGCACCUCCAUCUUGAUCUCGCGAGGUGCGACCCGACAUUCCUCACGCUCUUGGUCUCAGUCCGUGGUCGAUGCCCGCUGCCCGACAACGCGGAGAUGGCGAUCCCCUUCUAUGACACCGCCAAAUCGGAGCCGGCUUCUCAAGAUGAUGUAGAGGUCACGCGCGAGUCGCUGCUCGAGGAGGGAUCAGAGGCGUUCCUCCACGACUUCGCACCGACCUCGUCUGUUGUGACGCGCACCAAGGCUCAGAAGCGCACCGAUCUCAAGAGGCGUCAACGCGAGGAGGCCACGCCAGCGACCGACACUGCCGCAGCUGACCUAUUCACCGUGCUUGAGGCCGAAGAGGGUCUCGGCUGGGCCACUGGGUGCGAUGCUGCCGGCGCCCUCCAAGCCUCUCAGUCAAUCGACGCGGACGCACCUUCCCAGCAUCUGACUGCGACCCAGCAGAGGAACCAGCGGCGACGCAACAAGGAGCGCGCCGAACGUCGCACAGAGGACACCCAGUCAUCCGAGGGAUCCUCCUCCCAGUCUCACUCGUCAAACAAGAAAUCCAAGAAGAAGAGCGGCGGCAAGAAGAAGCCAGGGAGCUCGCGACCGGUGUAUGGAAUCCAUCUUCAGCCCUAGCCACCGACUUGACGAGGACUUGGGCUCUCACUCUGGCGACACGAUCAACUUGCACUUCUGCACUCUGAUUGCCCGCUUGCUCGCUCAAGUUUUUUUUUGGCUCUACUCUAUGUCUUCGAUUGAUCAACCGACGUUCGACAUACUGGCGACAAGGCGCUAAGGCGCAGAUGAGCGCACCGCGAUGGAGAUGGCGCGAAGAGGCGCGAGGGGUUUUCAUAAUUAUAAUCAUACCUUUUUAAUACUUUUCUUGAGUUCAGCCUGUACCCGCUUGUAGUCUCAGUAUAUGAAAAGCGCAUUCAAU
Molecule: messenger RNA, 1705 nt
Organism: Coniophora puteana RWD-64-598 SS2
Lineage: Eukaryota; Fungi; Basidiomycota; Agaricomycetes; Boletales; Coniophoraceae
Exons: 4
Coding region: 1-1404 (467 amino acids)
Source: RefSeq, a predicted model, not a curated record